This is a messenger RNA of Penicillium olsonii, 1614 nucleotides long. The record is from the annotation of a GenBank genome assembly. Lineage: Eukaryota; Fungi; Ascomycota; Eurotiomycetes; Eurotiales; Aspergillaceae.
AUGAAAAUGUCGGUCUCCAAGACAGCUGCCCAGCCGAAGCGCGUCCCGCGCUGGCGUCUGAUCUUUGACCAGGGAAGUGUUUCUGAAAACAUCAUCAAUGACCGAUACGAUGGUUCAGGCACAGAGGAGGAUCCCUUCCAAGUCUCAUGGGCGGACAAAGACGAGCGCAAUCCUAUGAACUUCUCUGAGGUGGGCAAAUGGAUGAUCACGAUCCUAGUCGGCGUGUCAACAAUGGCAGUUGCCUUGGUUUCAUCUGCAUACACAGGCGGCAUCAACGAAGUCAUCAUUGAUUUCCGAAUCAGCGAGGAGGUCGCGAUCUUGGGAAUUUCGCUCUUCGUCAUCGGCUUCGCUGUCGGACCUCUGGUCUGGGCCCCUCUGAGUGAGAUCUAUGGUCGUCGCUAUAUCAUGAUCGCUAGCUCGAUUGGUCUGACGGCAUUCACGGCCGGCGCGGCUGGAGCCCAAAACAUCUGGUCUCUCAUCAUCAUCCGCUUUUUUGCCGGUACCCUAGGCUCUGCUCCCUUUGCUGUUUCUGGUGGUGUCAUUGCCGAUACGUUCCCGAGCAUAAGUCGCGGUUUGGCUAGUGGGCUUUAUUGCGCUGCCCCAUUCUUGGGCCCGACCAUCGGUCCUAUCAUUGGUGGGUUUCUUUCUGAGUCUGCGGGAUGGCGAUGGGUUGAAGGCCUUUUAGCUGCGUUCGCGGGUGUAUUGUCAAUCGUUACGAUUUUUGCUCUACCAGAGACAUACGCACCCGUGUUGUUGCGAAAGCGCGCUGAGCGUUUAUCCAAAAUAUCCGGUCAGGUCUACCGGAGCAAAGUCGACAUCGAGCAGGGUAAGAAGUCACCGGUGGAAAUUCUCAAGGUCGCUCUCUCACGGCCGUGGGUGCUUCUAUUCCGUGAGCCAAUUGUCCUUCUGCUUUCCCUUUAUCUUUCAAUCAUCUACGGAAUUUUAUAUCUCAUGUUUGCCGCCUUCCCGAUUGUGUUCCAGGUCGAACGUGGCUGGAGCGAAGGCCUUGGAGGACUAGCCUUCCUAGGAAUUCUGGUUGGUAUCCUGUUCUCAGUGGUAGCCACAUUCCCAGCCUACUUCCGAUACAAGAAAAAGGUUCUCUCCACCCCUGGCCGGAUAGCCCCAGAAGAGCGUCUACCGGACUCUUUCUACGGUGCCAUUGCACUGCCAAUUGGGUUGUUUUGGUUUGCCUGGACGAACUCUCCCCACGUCCACUGGAUGGCACCAAUCGCAGCAGGCGUACCCUUCGGGUACGGCAUGGUGAUGGUAUUCCUUCCAAUUUUGAAUUACUUGAUCGACGCGUAUACAAUCUAUGCUGCAUCUGUGUUAGCCGCCAAUGCUGCGCUGCGUUCGAUCUUCGGUGCUGCUUUCCCGCUUUUCACUACGCCCAUGUAUCAAAAUCUGGGUAUUCAUUGGGCCUCGAGCAUUCCCGCUUUUCUGGCCCUUGCUUGCGUGCCUAUGCCUUUCUUGUUCUACAAAUAUGGUGCGGGUAUUCGGGCUCGAUGCCAUUACGCUGCAGAGUCGGACGCUUUCAUGGAAAAGUUGUUUGGCAAGGCUGUGCAACCACAGCCACAGAAAACCGAAGAUGACGGAACUACUCCCAGUACGGAGUAA